Messenger RNA from Oldenlandia corymbosa var. corymbosa, 2279 nucleotides. The record is from the annotation of a GenBank genome assembly. Lineage: Eukaryota; Viridiplantae; Streptophyta; Magnoliopsida; Gentianales; Rubiaceae.
GUGUAUUCCACUAAUUAAGUUGUCCACCUCGCAUUCCUGAGGAUAAAUUAGGCUAAUUAUAUCAAUAUAGUACCUAAAUUUAAAUUCACAUGCACGCAGAGGAAAUGAAACAUAAGCUCUAGUUAAUAUAAGGAGGGAGUUGUGGCUGAUAAAUGUCCAAUGGCUUCUCACUAAAAUUUCUAAGAAGAUGCUUCUUAUAUAUUUACCUAAGACCAAGUUUCUAGCUUGGCUGUUGUUGGCAGGCCAAAACCAGAAGUAUUUUCUUGUUAUAACCUUCCAUAAAAAAUGCGAACCUGAAGCAAGAAAAUCUCUUCAAGCCUCUUUUAGGGCACCUUGGUUUUACCAGCCUCUGGCCCCUUGAUUCUCUUUUUCCAUUCCUUCAAUUUUUUGCAUUCUGAAAAUGUUCAGGGUGCAAAUGGAAUCAAGGUCUCAUUAAAAAAGCAAAUAAAAGAGAUAGAAUUUCUAUCUCAGAAACAAUACACACACACACACACAAAAGAUUGUGCAUUUUGAUUCAGAGUUUAUACUUUCUCUCCAUCUUUUUUUCUAAAUGAAAGGAAAGGAAGGAAAAAUGGAGAAGAACGGGACCAUUUUGAUGCAGAAGUAUGAGCUUGGGAAAUUAUUAGGUCAAGGGACCUUUGCAAAAGUUUACCAUGCUAGAAACCUAAAAACGGGGAUCAGCGUUGCUAUCAAGAUCAUCGACAAAGAGAAGGUGCUUAAAGUUGGCUUGAUGGAUCAAAUCAAGCGUGAAAUUUCUGUGAUGAGGCUAAUCAAACACCCCAAUGUUGUCCAGCUCUACGAGGUCAUGGCUAGCAAAACUAAGAUCUAUUUCGCCAUGGAAUUUGUAAAAGGUGGGGAGCUCUUCAAUAAGGUUGCCAAAGGCAGGCUCAAAGAAGAUGCAGCUAGGAAAUAUUUCCAACAACUGAUGGCUGCUGUCGAUUUUUGUCAUAGCCGCGGGGUGUAUCACCGCGAUCUGAAGCCUGAAAAUCUCCUUCUGGAUGAGUUUGGAAAUUUGAAGGUGUCGGAUUUUGGAUUGAGCGCGCUGCAUGAGUCUAGAAGGACAGACGGACUUCUUCAUACGACAUGUGGAACGCCUGCCUAUGUCGCCCCAGAAGUUAUUAACAAGAGAGGUUAUGAUGGCGAAAAGGCCGACAUUUGGUCAUGUGGGGUGAUCUUGUUUGUGUUGCUUGCUGGUUAUCUUCCAUUUCAUAAUACAAAUUUAAUGGAAAUGUACAAGAAGAUAAGCAAGGGUGAAUUCAGGUGUCCUCAAUGGUUCCCUCCUGAGGUCAAGAAGCUGUUGUCAAGAAUUCUUGAUCCGCAUCCUUGUUCAAGAAUUACCCUGGAUAAGAUCAUGGAAAAUAGUUGGUUCAGAAAGGGAUAUAAACAAAUUGAACUGCCAGAUGCUUAUCUAGAUGAGGAUGAGGAGGAGGAGGAGGAGGUGAUUAAGUCUGCGGAUACUGAAUCCCCGAGAUGCAUUUUGGAUGUUCAUGACAUAACUGAAUCAGAAUCCGAAGGAAGUCAUCAUAAAAAGGAAGAAACCAGUUCAUCAAAGGCUACCACCAUGAUGAAGCCAACCUGCUUGAAUGCUUUUGACAUUAUAUCUCGCUCAGAAGGAUUCGAUUUAUCUGGCCUAUUUGAGAAAGAUGUUGAUUACAAGGCAGGAUCUCAAUUUACUACAACAAUGCAACCAUCAACGAUCGUGGCAAAACUAGAGGAAAUAGCAGCAAUGGAUAGUUUUAAGGUAAAAAAGAAAGACGGAACGGUCAAAUUACAAGGGAACAAAGGAGGGAGGAAAGGAAUGCUUGCAAUUGAUGCAGAGAUCUUUGAGGUCACUCCUUCACUUUACGUAGUGGAGUUGAAGAAGAAGGCUGGAGAUACAAUGGAAUACAGGAAAUUCUGUGAUCAAGAACUGAGGCCUUCACUGAAAGACAUGGCUUCGACUUUGCAGGGUAGUACCAGCAAAGAUCAACAACAACCAGCUUCCUGAUAUCUUUGUUUUCAAUCACACCCGAAGAAGUAAAGGGAAGUUCCAGUUCCUUUUUACUCUUUGGAAGAUUAUUUGUGGGAGUAGUAUUGUUUUAGUUGCUGCAGGUUUCUUUCAUGUGCAAUGAAUGAUAAUAGUGAUCUCUUAAAAGCUAGAGGUAGGAGUACAAUGUUGUGGUGAUAUCAUUAACAUGAGUAUCCAAAUCAUGUUGUGAAGGAAUAAACUUCUAAUCAUCUUCCUGGUAAACUGUUCUAACUAAUUAUCUGCUUCAGCAAGUGCUUUUGUCAAUGUCUGC